AUGAAUUCCCUCGAAAAUUUAUCAGAUAAGGUAUCAUAUUUUGAAUAUUUUUAGUAUGAAGAUCAAUUCUCAAGACUGGAAACUGCUGUAAUGAUUGAUACUAAAUUUUAUAGAUGAUUGAGCUAUUCAAAUAUGAGAACUUACUAAAUAAUGAGUAUUUAGUAAGAAAAUUAGAAACAGAUCUUGCAAAACCAGAUCAUUAUUUGUUAUAAUAUGUGGUAGUUUAGAGGGAAAAUUCUAUAAAGAAUAAAUAUGUGUAAAACGAAUAAAAUGAUCGUAAACAAUAUCAUUUGAUCUUAACAGCUGUAUUAUUAAGAUAUAAUUCAUAAAUAUAGAUACUGAAAAAAUAUGAUAAUUAAUUAUGGAACUUUGAUCACAACCAAUUAUUAAUAAGACCAUAUUUCCCUAGUUAGAGGAAGAGAGUUCAAAUAAAAUCUGGAGCAUCAAACAUUAGUAAUAUAAAGGAAUCACUUAAAAAUGUUGUAUAAAAUAGAGAAUAAUUAUAAUUUGAACAAGAAAUUUAUUAAGCUGAUAAAAGUUUAAUUAAAUUAACAAUAACAUGUUAGAGUGAAUAAUAUGCAGAUGAGAUUUUCACUUAUUUGAUGUCUAAUAAAUCUAAAUUGCAAAUUGAUUCUGUUAUGAUGCAAAGUAUCAAUUACUUAGAUGAAUUUCAUAAGUAAAUAAAUUUAAAGAAAUGCGCUAUGAUAUCAAAUAAAAAAUCACCUUAAUUUGAUAAUUAUGAAGAUAAGGAAGAGAAACAAGAUAAAGACAAUCAAAAUUCUGGUUUUUCAAAAGGAAAAAGUAGAUAAAAUUAUGGAUAAUAAGAGAUUAAAUAUAAUGAAGAUUAUAAGAAUACAAGAGGUAAAGGAAGAUUUGAUAGAAAACAAGGGAAUAAUGGAAAUAGAUAAAAUAAUGUAAUGAUUGAUUAAUAAUUAGUAAUAUUUUUAAAAAGGGGAAUCACAAUAAUAAUAUCAAAUGGUUACAAAAAAUGUUAAUUAGACAACAACAAAGUUAUAAAUUUAAUAGAAUCUAAUAAACUAAAAUGAUUUCCCAACUUUAAGUGCAUAAUAGAAUUGA
Molecule: messenger RNA, 1077 nt
Organism: Paramecium pentaurelia
Lineage: Eukaryota; Ciliophora; Oligohymenophorea; Peniculida; Parameciidae
Source: the annotation of a GenBank genome assembly